This is a messenger RNA of Beauveria bassiana ARSEF 2860, 702 nucleotides long. RefSeq lists its product as uncharacterized. The transcript has 3 exons. The record is from RefSeq and is a predicted model, not a curated record. The coding region runs from base 1 to 702 and encodes 233 amino acids. Lineage: Eukaryota; Fungi; Ascomycota; Sordariomycetes; Hypocreales; Cordycipitaceae.
AUGAAUAACAUGAAUAACAAGAACUGGAACGACCGUGCCGACAAGGACCUCUUUUUUACCAUUCUGUCAAUCAAGAACAUUGGCGUCAUCAGUGGUGCGGAAUGGACACAUAUCGGCAACUACAUGCGUAGCAUUGGAUAUGGCUUCACAAACGAGGGAUGUCGACAACACUUUCAAGGCCUGCGCCGCGCUACAAACAAAAUUGAGCCCGCGCCUCCUCCAGCAGACGCGGCGCUCCGGCGCAUCGACCCAAGCCUAAACCCCAUCACCCGGCGCCCUGGCCCCGGACGUGGCCGGCCUCGAAAGUCCGCGGCCGCCGGCGAAGCGUCCGCAGGACCGGCCUCCGCAGCCGUCAGCAGUGUCACGCCACUUGACCCCAACAUGAACGCUUCGCCGACCCCGGCCCCGGCCCCGCCGCAAGCAAUGGACACGGAGGUGCACGACCCCAACCAGCAGAUUGCCAUGGAGGACGAGCAGACCCUCGUGGCGUCGGCUGCAGACGUUCCCUACCCGGGCGCCGCUCCUGUGCAACAGGGCGCCGCUGACGGGAGCGCGGACGAGCACCCGUCAAAGCGGCAAAGACUUGACGCCGAUGUCAUGGACCCCGAGUCGGCCCUGGACGAUGAGGCUGUGCUGGCACUGGCCGCGCACAACGGCACGACACCAGCUGAUUACGCAGAAUUUAGCUAUGGUGAUGCGUAG